AUGCGCACACUCUCGUUAGCCGUUGUGCUGCUGGGGGCUUCGUCGCCAGCACUUGGCGCUGCGUUUUCUGCUGAGACGCCCGGUCGAAGCGAUGAUCGUUCCGGAGCGCGGGUGGGUGAGCGAGCAAAGGACCGCAUGGUGGUGGUGGUGAUGUGUAUUGUGUAUACGUUUUUGCUGGCGACUGUUCAAGGCUAUCGAUUCGGUCGUGUGGCUUGUAGCAAGCCAGAGACCAAGGUCUCGGAUGUGCUGGUCUUCACACAGGGUUUCGUUAGUAUCGCGUUUAUCCUAGCCAUAGGCGUCAAGAGUGCUGUCCUUGGUGCGGAAACAGAUUCGCAAUGCCAUGGUGCUAUCUGGCUCUGUAUCGGACUAUACGGCGCGUCGAAGAUGGUCUUAUAUCUCUUCCUCCUCGAGCGUAUCCAUAUUGUGCGAGCGCCCUUUGUAGACCGUCGACGCGACUCCAUCUAUCUAAUGGGGACCAUUGCAACCGUAGCCCCCUUCUCCGUUAUCUUGGGCUAUGAAUUCAAAGACCCCAUUGCCGAGCUCUCCUCCAAAACAGGCCAAUGCAGAAUCGGCUUGCAACCCUACGCCGCCAUCGCCAUCAUGGUCUUCGACAUCAUCACCAACAUCCUACUAACCGCCAUUUUCGCCUGGCAGCUCCGCCCCGCACUGAAAGCCGCAGAUCCGCCUCGCACGUCCUGGCACACGCAUGGUGCGCGUGGCGAGCGGGAACAGGCCUCACUGCUAAGCAGUAUACGGUGCAUAUUCAGAGUGGGGAGGGCGGAUUCGGGAAGAAUGAGUAUGCGCAGUAAUAUACGCAUUAUGCUGGUGAGAAACGUGGUGGGUUCGAGCUUGAUUCUGCUGGUAACCGCGGCGAAUAAUAUCAUCUACCUCGCAUGGCGUUCUGCGAUUCUGAGUCAUAUAUGUCUGCUCAUGUGUAUGACCGAUGUGGUGCUGUGUAUGCUCAUUACCAAUUGGUUGACCAUGCGAUAUCCCAGGGACAAUGCAGAUUCUCAAUGUCCCUUCACCUUCACGAUGCCGGAUCUGCCGUACGAUGGGACAUGUAACCCGCGCUAUGCUGCGUCGUCACGCCCAUCGAAUCAUAGUAGGAUAGAUGAAGGCGGAGAGCGGUCGUUGCAGCUGGCACCGCAGGUAGAGUACCCUCCCAAUGUCAACGCUAGAGAUUCAAAGAUGCUUCAUGCCAGCUUACGCCUCGAUACCCACUAA
Molecule: messenger RNA, 1224 nt
Organism: Plenodomus lingam JN3
Lineage: Eukaryota; Fungi; Ascomycota; Dothideomycetes; Pleosporales; Leptosphaeriaceae
Source: RefSeq, a predicted model, not a curated record